Molecule: messenger RNA, 375 nt
Organism: Coffea arabica (coffee)
Lineage: Eukaryota; Viridiplantae; Streptophyta; Magnoliopsida; Gentianales; Rubiaceae
Source: RefSeq, a predicted model, not a curated record
AUGGGUACAUGUCCCUACAAAUUGAAAAUGGUAGAGCUGCUUGACCCUAAAAAGAUGUACUUCAGUUCUAGAGUGAUAGCUCAGGAGGAUUGGACCCAGAAGAAUAAGAAACGCCUUGAUGUUAUUCCGGGGAAAGAAAGUGCUAUUUUAAUACUUGAUGACAAGGAAAAGGCCUGGAAGAAGCAUAAGGAGAAUUUGAUAUUGAUGGCAGGAUACCAAUUCUUCGCUUCAAGCAGACAUCGAUCUGGAAGAGAAACCAAGAAUUCUACUUCUGAUGCCUCUGCCUCUGGCACUAUUGUGAAACGACCUAAAGGAAUGGUUACUUCUAUGGUUUCUACCAACCAUAGUGAGAAACCUGAGAAGUUCCAUGGCUGA